AUGGCAGGAAUUAGCUACUACGAGGCGUUUCAAAAGGUUACCAAUAAGCGCCUUUCGUAUGCAAAUAACAUUCAUGGCCUUAUAUCACUUCUAAUUACCUGGUACCUUAGUAUUCCAUACGAAUCAAUUCAAAGUUGUUCGAUAGGAUUUCUUUAUAGGGUACCUGUGGUGGUUGUCGCGUGCACUUUGGUGAAGAAAUUGAGGGAAUCAAGCUCUACUAUCAAAUACUCUGUCCAGAAAACCUUUGCUGAUCAGAUUGUUUACUCUGUGGUUUCAAAGGAAUUCAUUACCGGCACAUGCUUGUACCUGGCUUCUGCGCUCCUAGUUGGUGGAAUGCACAUAUUCCAACUUCCCUUUGCUUAUAACUACUAUGUGCUCUCUAAGGAGUAUCAGAAAAGGCCGUUGGUUAAUGAUAAUUGGGUAUUUUACUGGUUUUCUUUGGUAUACACUUCAAUUGUCUACCUGUUGCAGUUUUACAUUUUUCAACGCAACAUGCUCAAGUAUAAAAUUGGCGUGCUAAAAGUGAAUCCGCAAGAGGUAUUGUUCCGUAAAAUACCACUUUUUAUUGGAGUUUCCUUCAUUUUGACAAUUUUUAUUGGGUUCACUGCUCCCAUAGUUUAUGUUCUCGUGCAUCUGUUCGUCUACAAAACGAUAUACUUGCCAGCAUUGAUCUUGGGCUUGGAUACCGGUACUCCUUCCUACUCAGUAUCCUUUGAUGUUUGGUCCAGUGUUGUGUAUAUUGCUUUUGGCUUGAUACUUCUUUGGGAACUUGUCAAUCAUGUUUACCAAGUUUAUGCCACGAUAGGAUGUCUUGACAGCUCAAAACCUAUAAGCACAUACUGUGUGGACCCAAUAAGCUCUCUCGUGGUGGCACUUCAGGAUGUUCGUCCCGAAUCGCAAUUUUGUCGACUCACAGCAUUCCAAGAAUUGGCUUAUAUUGCAACAACCACCGAGCCAGAUGGAAUCAAGUUGAGAGCAUCUGUUUACGAAACACACAAAAUCAACGGCUCUUCGUGGCAGCUAAUCUACGAGGAGUGCUCCUUGUUGAUCAGAGAGGCCGCUCUGAGAAUCUCCUAUAGGUCUCCGCUGGACUUGGAGCCUCCUGUUCAAUUAGGCGAUGGUAUUGUCAAUAAUCCAACAUCAAACAUUGAUAUAUUUGGCAACUCGACGACCACCCAUGUUGCUGCCAGCCUGAACCCAGUUCCUGAAAUGAAGCAAAAUGACAAUUCUGAAUCUAAGACUACAAAAAGUACAACCACCAGCCCAUACUCAUAUGCCCUUUCCAUCAUCCAGUUGCAGGUAUUCACUCCAUUAUUGUCUCUUCUUUCUUUGCUCCAAAUUAACAAGACAGUCAAGGACAAGGAGAAGACUUUGAGCAAAUUAAUCCUCUCCAAAAUUGACAUUGCCAAAAAACAAUAUUACCACUACAGACAAAAGUUCUUGUUAACUUCUUAUGGCAUACCUUUCCGCGUGAGUCUACACAGAGAUGCUGAGAGCAGGGUAAUAAACCCAGUCGACCUAGGAAAUGCCGCAAUAGCAUUAGCAAACCUUCUCAUUCAUGCAAUUGAGCAAGAUAAAAUCUACACCAUCACCAACACUCAAGUAGCGGAAGUGAUGAAUUUGUUGGAGUUACCCAUUAGUGCAUGUUCAGAGUACUCUAGGUCCAUACCUCGAAGCGUGUAUGUUGCCCCAGGACAGGAAACUAACCGGCAUUUGAUUGCCAAACUACACGAUGUGUUCUUGAGUGAAUACUUUCAAAUUUGCAUCAAGUAUAAUCAUAAACUCAACGACCUUAUGUUGACAUCGGGCUCCUUCAAGUUGGCCAAACUUGUUGUUGAUGUUGCCAUUGCUGAAAAUCAGCAACUGAAAACUAAAUAA
This is a messenger RNA of Meyerozyma guilliermondii ATCC 6260, 1878 nucleotides long. RefSeq lists its product as uncharacterized. The transcript has a single exon. NCBI's taxonomy places the organism in Eukaryota, Fungi, Ascomycota, Pichiomycetes, Serinales, Debaryomycetaceae. The coding region runs from base 1 to 1878 and encodes 625 amino acids. Gene Ontology annotation, biological process: spindle pole body localization; nuclear pore organization. The record is from RefSeq and is a predicted model, not a curated record. Gene Ontology annotation, cellular component: spindle pole body; nuclear pore transmembrane ring. Gene Ontology annotation, molecular function: spindle pole body-nuclear membrane anchor activity.